Colletotrichum abscissum is the source of this 6885-nucleotide messenger RNA. Its product is annotated as chromosome segregation ATPase. The transcript has 2 exons. Bases 1 to 6885 code for a protein of 2294 amino acids. Lineage: Eukaryota; Fungi; Ascomycota; Sordariomycetes; Glomerellales; Glomerellaceae. The record is from RefSeq and is a predicted model, not a curated record.
AUGGCGCCCGUGGAGCGCGAAGCCUCCAGGGACGCUGAUCGUCCUCUGAGACACAGACAAUCAAUGUCUUCUGAUCAAGGCAGAGCUCUGGUCCCCAUACUGAUGAAGACCAGGUGGGACAGCUCAGAUCCCGACAGGGCACCACCGCCCUUGCCCAUGAACCCGCAAUCGCCAGUUACAACCUCUAGGAAAGGAACUUCCGUUGCUAUUCAGUCUGCUCACGCUGCUCUAAACGAAAGAGCUCGUGAGAGCGCCAUGCUUCCGGCGCCCUUGACCAAAAGGAACACCGAAACAUCCCCCGAACGUUCUCUUAUCAAAGGAUCGCACCACAAACGCAUGCAAUCCCUACAACCAGGAAACGUCAGAGACCUCAGCCUGCUCUUGGAGAGUGGCCAGCAAUCCAACCCCCCUUCGCCGACAAAAUCCCCUGAGCGGACACGCCCUUCUACGCCGGCGGCCAACAGAAGGGACAGCUUCGCCGACACAAGAAGAGACAGUUUCGCCGAUAGCAGGAGAGAUAGCUUUGCAGAUCUGAGAUCGACGGAGAGAGAGGCCACCACGCCUUCAUCAGUUCAAAGUCAGACGCCGGUCGUACGCCCGACGAUAAAAAGACAACAACAAAGCAUCUUGGGCGAAAACACACCUCCGCAAUCUGCUACCAUGCUUGCAAUACAGAAUAUGCCGCUUCAAGGUCAGCAGGACAAGGAGAAUGUCGCAAAUGGCUCUACUGCACUCGUCAAGGCUCCUCAACAGGUCGAAGCUCUUUCGGGGCAGAUUCUAAGUCUCACUAGCAUCGCGACAGCUCUCCAAAAAGACAUGGCCCAGUUGAGCCGAAGAAGCCGUGACAAUGCCACCGACUUGCUGAGUUUGAAGGAAGCGACAAAAGCUCGGGACGAGGAUAUCCGUAAGAGCUUGCGCGAACUUAUCAAUAAUGCCCAGGAUGCUGCUGCAAGCAGCAGGCCAAGCUCCCGCGACCCCUUCGUCAACAGCUUGUUCCUCGAUACCAAGCCCCACCACACCUCCCCUCCACCAAGCAAAGCUGGACGCCCCUUUUCUCUACCUAGAAUCCCUUCACCGAACAGCUUUGCGGCAUCUAUCGAUCGAGAUGCCUUGAGCACACCAUCGCUCUGCAACUCCAACACCAACUCCAACUCGGAGUCUCCGACUACCAUUGCGAUACUGGACAAGAUUAUCAGAGACAUGGGUACGAAGGAGGGACAUGACCUGCUUCUUGCUCGCCUGACCGACGUUGCCGAGAAGCUUGCUGGAGUGGCGCCCGCUUCGAAGGUUGAGGAGCUGAUCCAGCUCGUCAAGACUAAGCCAGCUGAUGCCAUGAUCUCGCGAAGCGGCGGCGGUCAUGGAGAGAGCACCAGGAAUAUGCCUCGUGCAGCUGUGUUUGACGACGACAACAGCACUAUGGACUUUGAUUACGACCCUGGAUAUGCAAGUCAGCUGACCCAUCGAUCGGAGAGGGCCUUGCAUAAUGAGCCCGCCUCGAGAUCUGCGGCAUCUGGCAAUGCUUCUGAGAUCGUCAGUGACGAAGUGCUCAAGAUCAUCCGUACCGUUAAGGACAGCGUAGCACAAGGGGGCGGUCUCACCGCAGAAGUCAAGGCUCUUGUCCGGGAGCUACGUGGCGAAGUGCUGGGUAUGGGACGGGAGAUUGGAAGGAGACUGGACGAAGCUCAGGCACAAUCAAAGUCUGAAGAACCCUCGACUGAUAAUGGUGAAGUUUCGAAGAUCGUCCACGAGGGAAUCGAGCAGAUGAGAGAGAACAUGGACGAGCUUCUCCGUGAGCAUCGACGCCAGUCCGCCAACUCUGUGGCCUCAAGAGCACCAGCAAUCGACUAUCAAGAAAUAUAUAAUGCCAUGAGAGCAGCGCUUCGAGACUCCCAAGCAUCGCAGGAGAAAGAGCCUGAUCUGAAUCGGGAGGAUGUCAUCGAGGCUGUCAGGGACGCCUGGGAAAACUACAAGCCCGAGACUGAGAACCAAGAUCCUGGUCUUGGACGCGAAGAGAUCCUCGAGUACCUCAAAGAGGGAUUGCAGGACUAUGUCGACAGGGACCAGGAGCCUGUGGGAGCUUCGCGAGAAGAGGUGUUCCAAGCAGUUGUUGAGGGUCUCAAGCAUUUUUCGCCUCCACGCGUCGAGACACCAACAAGCCUCUCACGAGACGAGAUUCUGGAAGCCGUUCGCGAGUGCUUAGAGGAGUUCGAGUUCCCUGUUGCCCCCUCAGCGUUCACACAAGAACUUACCCGAGAGGACAUGCUUCAUGCGGUCAAGGAAGGCCUCAGCGGCUACGAUCUGCCUACCGCCGGAGCUCUCGUACCGCACCAGAGCAACAACGAAGAAGUCGUCACUCGUUUGCAAGAUAUUCUUGAGUACAUGCGCGGAGAGUUCCGAGCAGUGACAGAGGAUGCGAAAGUGAACGCCGCCGCCAAUGGACGUGACACUGAGCAGAUUUUAGACGCUACUAAGGACGGUCUGGAGAAGCUUCGUGCCGACAUGGAAGCAUAUGUCAGUCAUCUCAGUGGCAGCACCGCCGGGCAGGAAGAAAUCACCCAAACUCUUGUCGACACAUUAGAUACCUUCAGAGAUGAGAUGGCUAUGCUGGUCGACCGCGUUUCGAGCGAUUCCAGGUCGACAAUCGAGUCACACAUGGAGUCACUACGCGACACCGUCAACUCCUCCAUGGUGCCGGUCACUCCACAAGUCAACCAGAAGGAGAUCAUCGAAGCCGUGAGAGAUGGAAUCGACAGUGUGCGUGGCGAGUUGCGCCGACCCUUCGCCGGCGUCACGGACAUUCUAGAUGCUCUCCACGAUGGCUUGGCCGAUCUGCGCAUCAGCAUUGACAAGGUCGCGAACCGGCCAGCGGAUCUCACAGCCAAUGAUGAAGUCCUCGACGCAUUGAAAGCCGGGCUGGACAAUGUCCGCUCAGAAAUCGAUGGUCUCCGAGAACUGCAAGGCCAGAACGACAAAGCAUUGACGACCAUGCAUGACGGCGCUGUUGUGCCAGUCCCAGCCGAUGCCCUCAAGCAGGAUGACAUCAAAAACCUUGAGGUUCUCAUCACUCAGCUCCGGAUCAAGAUCGAGGCCAUGGAACCCGCGAACGCCGAUCCUGUCGCCAAAGAUGAUCUCACUCGUAUGGAGGACAUGCUUCGUUCUCUCCAGGAAUCUGCAUCCAAGGACGACAUGCUCCGUCUCGAGGACAUGCUUCGACUCGUACAAGAGUCGGUCUCCAAGGACGAGACUUCCCGGAUCGAAGAAGUCCUGCUUAACGCCCAGAGCUCAGUCACCAAGGAGGAUAUAACCCGUCUGGAAGAGGCGAUUCUGCCCAUCCAGGAGUGGGUCAAGUCCAAGGAAAGCCCUGUCAGCACCGAUGCUUCAACAAAGGAGGACGUCCAAGCGAUUGAAACCAUCCUUCGUAAUACUAAGGGUCGGCUGGACGACCUCAUUGACAACGAGCAAGCCGUGCGAAAGGAACAUCUAGACAGCUUGGAGAACACCAUACUGGAAACCAGGGAAGCCAUCAAUCUCAUCACUACGCAGCUGGAUACUCUCCCGAAGAAGGAUGACGUGACAUCCGUUGAAGCAUUGGUAACACAGGUUGCUGCAGGCUUUGAAGAAAUGAAAGAGAGCGCUGCCAAGCAAUUGGAGGAUCCCGAGCGAGUCACCAAGACUGAUGUCGAGGCUGUGGAAGCUGCUUGUCACGAUAUCAAGGACGUGUUCGAUCAACUGCUCAAGACUGAGAUCGCCACCCUCGUCACCAAGGAGGACCUGAAAAAGACAGAGACAACCUUGGAGGAGCUCAAAGGCCCCCUCGAGGCGUUGGUGGUCCUGGAGGGGCUCAAGGAAGGACUGCAAGAGGGUAUGAAAGCCCCAUUGGAUGAGUUGAAGACGGAGCUCAAGACGGAGAUCAAGACCCCCAUCGAGGAGCUCAAGGCUCCACUCGAAGAGCUCAAGACACGACUUGACUCCCUGGUCGAGUCGCACGACAAGGGAAGCGAGGAGCGCCAAGCCGAGAUCGUUGGCGUUAGCGAACGUGUGACUGAAGUCAAGACCUUCCUCGAGGAGUUCCAGGGUUUGGUCAAGGGUAAACUCGAAGAGGGUGCCACUGGAGUCGAGAGCCUCUCAAAGUUGCUCGAGGGUGUGUCGACAGCAGUGGAGAACAACGCUUCCGUCAACCAAGACCUGAAGGACCUCUCCGAUACGAUGAAGCUAGAGUUCGAGGAGUCCAAGGCCGCCGUAGUCGGUGCUAAGCUGGAGUCAGACGAGAAGUUCCAGCAGACUACUGAUGCCUUGAGCGCCAAGAUUGAGGAGAAGGUCACGGAGUUGAUGACCAAGUACGACGAGUUUCACGUUGCCCUUGACGACCGCGCCAAAGCUGGGGAGGCAAGAGAUGCCAGCACCGAAGAGGCAGUCCUGGGUACCAAGGCUGUUGCGGAAGAGCUCAAGUCUCUCGUGGACACACUUGGUGCUGCUGUUACCGACUCGAUGGAGAAGAUGGAGGAGGCGUCCAAGACCGUAUUCACCAGAGUUGAGGAUCUCAUGACCAAGUCUGAGGAGAACCACACAGAUGGGAAGGCCGAUCACCAGCAAACUCGGGAUCACCUGAAGCAAGCUGUCGACGCCGUCGAAAUCAUUCAGGGACAGCUUGUUGAAUCUCAACCUCAGAUCUUGGAAUCGAUCAAAGAUGUCUUGCUUAUCGUUGGCCAACAUUACGAUUACGCCAAGACGUCAACGAAUGAUAUUCAGAAGACAAUUGAGGAUGCCAAGCCAGUCGAGCUCGCUCUGCCACCAAUCCCAGACAAGUAUGACGACACUGUCGUUCUGGAGAAGCUUACCAAAUUGAUCGAGCAUUCCGAGGUUCCAGUCGAAAAGUACGAUGAUGCAGGUGUUCAUGAAAAGCUUGACAAGCUCGUUGAACAUGCUUCUGUUCCUGCUGAGAAGUACGAUGACGCGCCAGUACACGAGAAGCUUGACAAGAUCGUGGAGCAUGUUUCCACUCCGGCAGAGAAAUACGACGACACGCCCGUUCAUGAGAAGCUCGACAAGCUUGUAGAGCACUCUCAAGUACCAGUCGAAAAGUACGAUGAUGCGCCGGUCCACGAGAAACUUGACAAGCUCGUUGAACAGCAGCUGUUGAUCCCGACCGAGAAGUACGACGACGCGCCGGUCCAUGAGAAACUUGACAAACUCGUGGAGCACUCUCAGAUACCUGUGGAGAAGUAUGACGACGCGCCCGUUCACGAGAAACUCGACAUGCUUGUGGAGCACUCUCAGGUGCCUGUUGAGAAGUACGAUGACGCGCCGGUGCAUGAGAAGCUUGACAAGCUCUCUGAACAGCAGCUGUUGAUCCCGACCGAGAAGUACGACGACACAGUGGUCCAGGAAAAGCUGGACAGGAUCGCUGAGUACCAGUCUCUGCUUCCGACCGAGAAGUACGACGAUGCGGCAGUUCAAGAGAAGCUCGACAUGCUUGCCUGUGGACAGUCAUUGAUCCCUACGGAGAAGUACGACGAUACGCCAGUGCACGAGAAGCUGGACAAGCUUGCUGAACAGCAAUUGUUGAUCCCAACCGAGAAGUACGAUGACACAAUAAUUCGGGAACAGCUCGGAGUUCUGGCUGAACAGCAGCUGCUGAUUCCGACUGAGAAGUACGACGACGCAGCCCUGCAAGACAAGCUGGACAAGCUUGCCGAGCAGCAGGCAUUGAUCCCUACUGACAAGUACGACGAUGCCGCCGUUCACGUCAAGCUGGACGAGCUCGUUGAUCAUAGUCAUGCUGCUGAGAAGGCGUUUGGUCAGCUCGACACUCUUGAAAAGGUCCAUCAGCAAGUAAUCCAAACAGCCACGGACAUCUCGCUCUUCCUUGCAAGCCAGACCAAGAAGAUCAAAGAGGAGGAAGACGACAGAGAGCAGUUUCUCCAGGAAGUGAACAUUGAUCUCGAGCGCAAGCUUGCUCUCAAGGAGCAGAUCGAAGCUAGUCUGCUGGAUCUGAAGCAAGAGGAAGAGAGACUCAGGGCUUCUGUUCUCGGGCUUCGGACGGAGCAAGAAAGUCUCAUCCGGCAAAAGACAAGACUGACGGGCGAUGUCUCGUCUCUCGAGACUGCACUGCAUAUCCGUCGGGACGAGCUUCACGACAUGGAAUCUCGUGCCGAGGGUUUGGAGCGCCGCAUUCUAGAAGGGGUUAUGGACCAUUCCCGCGUACUGCUGAUGUCAAAGGCAACCAAAGGGCGCGACGCUAUGAGCCGUAAGCGUGUCCGGGACCAGAAGCCGGGUCAGGAGAAUGAAGUCCCCGAGAAGCCUGCGUCUCCUGCUGUGAACUUGGCCCUUUCCGCGAAACGAAACCUGAAGCCUCCGUCGCAAGCAGGCGCUGCUCGCCGUAUCUUAUCCCUGAGCCAGAUCACGAACAACGUGCCAACCGGUGGAGUUCAGCGCAGCCAGAGCGUCAGGACUGCCGGUGCUCGUGGUCAUCGCAAGUCCAGUUGGGCUGGAGGCUUCUCGAAGGGCUACGGAGAUCUCGACAAGGAGAAUAUUUCUUUGAAGGAGACGGAGGAGGAGAACAUGCCUAGUUCCACGCCUGUUAUGCACGAAGAACCAGCUGGGGCCGAUGAUCCCAGUGAUACCGAGACGUUGCGUCGCAGUAGUCAUGGCAGUCGUAUGAGCCGUGGUAGCCGCGGUACAACGGUCGUGACAGAGAGUACCGAAAACUACACCGGCGACGGCGAUUAUUCGGACUAUUACGACGACAACCACAGCGAUUUGCAGAGUGACCUCCAAAGCGAGUGGACUGAGAGUGUCGUGAGCUCAAACGUCAGUUCCAAUGUUAGUUCAGACCUUGGCUCCGACCUCAGUCAAGAAACUCUGAACAAUGAAGUCGUGGCCUAG